UUAAAAAAAUUCGUUCUUUCAAACUUUGUAAAACAAUUUUCAAAAUGGCAGCUCUCAGGAAAAACAUGCAAAGUUUCAGAAAAUUGAACAAUAUUUGCACAAGUUACUGCAGAACUAGUAUAGCCAGACAUCUUAAAACAAGUAACACAGUAUUUUCAAAAGGUGAUCCACUUGAGUAUUUCCUUAGAGGUGAUGUCGAGACAAUUCUACGUAGAAUCACAGGAUUUGAUCCAGAACGAACAUUCUUUCAUCAUAAAGUUAAAUAUGCUAACCGCCCCACAUACAAAGUCCUGACUGAUGAGGAACUGCAACAGGAGUAUCAGAAGGGAGAGGAAAUAAAGGAAAGACGACUCCAGAUGCCUCCUUUUAUGAAUUGCCGUGAAGAACCAGAUACAAUUAUAGCAGAUGAUCCAGACAUUGCGCCAGCAAUAGAUUCGAACUAUGUGUUUGUGGAUAUAUCUGAAGAUUAUGAAAGAAUAAAGGGUUAUUCACUUAGACCUGUAGUUAUUCGACAUGAGAACGGCCAGUUAAAGCCGGCAGAUUGGCAUACAUUUGACAGAGUAUCACAGAUUUACUUCCCAGUACCCGGAAGGGAAGUAUACCCGCCAAAAAUGUUUGAAGAGGAUAAUUUAGAACCAUUGCUUAAAGAAGAGAAUUAUUUGUACAUAUUGGAAAGGGCUUGUGUCCAGUUUGAACCAGACAGCAGUGAUUUUAUCAGGGUUACACACAGAAUUUACGAACAUAUUGCAGCACACCACUGUUUUGAUUGUUUGCGUUCAACAAGAUUUUUUGGGCCUAUGGCAUUCUAUUUUGCGUGGAUAAAUAAAAUAGAGCCCUUGUUAGCAGAGAUGAUUGGCAGGGAUCUACUGGUAGAUGCAAUUGACUUGAUCAACUUGAAGAGAAUUAUUCACAACCAGUCAAUAAAAGAAGGAGAUAUUCUCAAAAUUAUCAAGGAUUACUAUUUAGAAGACAGCAAUAAACACCAUAUAGAAGUACUGAGGGACGCAUUAAAUGACUUAGAAAAGAGGCUCGAAGCUAAAAUGCAGAAAAAGCAGGAAUCUUGCUGAUGUAACUCAAAGAAAAGCCGAGCAGAAUCUUUGAAACAUAGUAUUUGAUGGAAUCAUUUAAUAUGAAAAAAACAUGUCACAAGGGAAUAGUUUCUAGGAAAUAAGAUUAUAGUUAAUUAAUUCAGAAAAAGUUCAACUGCCUAGAAGUAUAUGGUUGUAAGUCUGUAGUAAGUUAUAAAGCUCUUAUGACUUUACAAUUCUCAAGCAUCAAAAUGUCAGAGUGAUACAUUAAAGCUCUUGUAAAAUGAUUUAUAAAAAAUGUUAUAGUGACAUAAUUCCUUAGUAACUAAGAAAUAUUUUAUUAAGGUUAAAGGUGAAAGUCUGUUGAAACAGGAAAUUGUAUAGUGAAAUAGACAUUCGAGCUGCGCCAUGAGAAAACCAAUAUAGUGGGUUUGCGACCAGCAUGGAUCCAGACCAGCUUGCGCAUCCACGCAGUCUGGUCAGGAUCCAUGCUGUUCGCUUUCAAUACCUAUUGCAAUUAGAGGAACUGUUGGCAAACAGCAUGGAUCCUGACCAGACUGCGCGGAUGCGUGGAUCCAUGCUGGUCGCAAACCCACUAUGUUGGUUUUCUCAUGGUACUGCUCAUUUGUUGUAAUAACAUUAUGAAAUUGUAUGAGACAAACAUGGUUUGGUCACAUAUGAGAAGAAAUACAUGUAACAGCAGAAUAAAAUCUCUAAUGAAUAGAUGAAAUAAUGUGAGAAUAAAAUCUCAUAAGAAAUACCGUUUUUAGCUCACCUGUCACAAAGUGACAAGGUGAGCUUUUGUGAUCGCGCAGUGUCCGUCGUCCGUCCGUGCGUCCGUCCGUAAACUUUUGCUUGUGACCACUCUAGAGGUCACAUUUUUCAUGGGAUCUUUAUGUAAAUUGGUCAGAAUGUUCAUCUUGAUGAUAUCUAGGUCAAGUUCGAAACUGGGUCACGUGCGGUCAAAAACUAGGUCAGUAGGUCUAAAAAUAGAAAAACCUUGUGACCACUCUAGAGGUCACAUUUUUCAUGGGAUCUUCAUGAAAGUUGGUCAGAAUGUUCAUCUUGAUGAUAUCUAGGUCAAGUUCGAAACUGGGUCACGUGCGGUCAAAAACUAGGUCAGUAGGUCUAAAAAUAGAAAAACCUUGUGACCACUCUAGAGGUCACAUUUUUCAUGGGAUCUUUAUGAAAGUUGGUCAGAAUGUUCAUCUUGAUGAUAUCUAGGUCAAGUUCGAAACUGGGUCACGUGCCGUCAAAAACUAGGUCAGUAGGUCUAAAAAUUGAAAAACCUUGUGACCUCUCUAGAGGCCAUAUAUUUCAAAAGAUCUUCAUGAAAAUUGGUCAGAACGUUCACCUUGAUGAUAUCUAGGUCAAGUUCGAAACUCGGUCACAUGCCGUCAAAAACUAGGUCAGUAGGUCAAAUAAUAGAAAAACCUUGUGACCUCUCUAAAGGCCGUAUUUUUCAUGGGAUCUGUAUGAAAAUUGGUCUGAAUGUUCAUCUUGAUGAUAUCUAGGUCAGGUUCGAAACUGGGUCACGUGCUGUCAAAAACUAGGUCAGUAAGUCUAAAAGUAGAAAAACCUUGUGACCUCUCUAGAGGCCAUAUAUUUCAUGACAUCUUCAUGAAAAUUGGUCAGAACAUUUACCUUGAUGAUAUCAAGGUUAAGUUCGAAAGUGGGUCACGUCCCAUCAAAAACUAGGUCAGUAGGUCAAAUAAUAGAAAAACCUUGUGACCACUCUAGAGGCCAUAUUUUUCAUGGGAUCUGUAUGAAAGUUAAUCUGAAUGUUCAUCUUGAUGAUAUCUAGGUCAAGUUUGAAAGUGGGUCAUGUGCCGUCAAAAACUAGGUCAGUAGGUCAAAUAAUAGAAAAACCUUGUGACCUCUCUAAAGGCCAUAUUUUUCAUUGGAUCUGUAUGAAAAUUGGUCUGAAUGUUCAUCUUGAUGAUAUCUAGGUCAAGUUCGAAACAGGGUCAUGUGCGGUCAAAAACUAGGUCAGUAGGUCUAAAAAUAGAAAAACCUUGUGACCUCUCUAGAGGCCAUACUUUUGAAUGGAUCUCCAUAAAAAUUGGCCAGAAUGUUCACCUUGAUGAUAUCUAGGAUAAGUUUGAAACUGGGUCACGUGCCAUAAAAAACUAGGUCAGUAGGUCAAAUAUUAAAAAACCUUGUGACCUCUCUAGAGGCCAUACUUUUCAUGGGAUCUGUAUGAAAGUUGGUCUGAAUGUUCAUCUUGAUGAUAUCUAGGUCAAGUUUGAAACUGAGUCAACUGCGGUCAAAAACUAGGUCAGUAGGUCUAAAAUCAUUAAAAUCUUUUGACCUCUCUAGAGGCCAUAUUUUUCAAUGGAUCUUCAUGAAAAUUGAUCUGAAUGUUCACCUUGAUGAUAUCUAGGUCAGUUUCGAAACGGGUCAUGUGCGGUCAAAAACUAGGCCAGUAGGUAUAAAAAUAGAAAAACCUUGUGACCUCUCUAGAGGCCAUAUUUUUCAUGAGAUCUUCAUGAAAAUUAGUGAGAAUGUUCACCUUGAUGAUAUCUAGGUAAAGUUCAAAACAGGGUCACGUACCUUCGAAAACUAGGUCAAUAGGUCAAAUAAUAGAAAAACCUAGAGACCAUAUUUUUCAAUGGAUCUUCAUGAAAAUUGGUCAGAAUUUUUAUCUUGAUAAUAUUUAGGUCAAGUUCAAAACUGGGUCACAUGAGCUCAAAAACUAGGUCACUAUGUCAAAUAAUAGAAAAAAACGACGUCAUACUCAAAACUGGGUCAUGUGGGAAGAGGUGAGCGAUUCAGGACCAUCAUGGUCCUCUUGUUUGACAAACUGAGCCAAUUUUGUGGAAAAGAGAAUGCUUGUUGAUCGAAGUUAAAACAUGUGCUGACUUUAAUUUUCUAGCCAGUUACCUCAGCAGGUUCGAGUUUCGCUCAGGUCAUUGUAUGAGGCAGCCGUCUGGCUCGCUAAUGGAAGUUUGCUGGUAGUACCCAGAGGCUUGUCUGUGCCCAAAAUAAUACCCGGAGGGGCCACUCAGCUGGAUCUCUCUGUACCAUCAAAUCUGGAAGUCACAAAAUGACUUGAACUGUGUUCAUGUUAACCUUUAGCCUGCUAAAUUUCUCAAAUGGACUGGUCCAUCAUUCAAUGUGUGCAAUACCAUUUAUUAUUUGAAGGGUAUUCACUGAAAAUUUACUGAAUAGCGAACAAUGCAGACAUGAACAGGCUGAUCUUGGUCUUCACUGAUAGCAAAGGUAGAAUCAAUUGAUGCAAGCAGGCUAAAGGUUAAACAAAGUUAUCAGUCAAAUAUUUAAGCAUCUAUUAUUCUAGUACUUAUUUUCUAGAGUACUUUAUAAAGUUAAAUGUUGAUUUAUAUAUAAAGGAAAAUGUAAUAAUGUCUCUGUGUUAUACAUUAAUGAAAAUAUGGAUAGAAAUAAAAUGGAAGUAUAAAAAAUCUGAUUGUUUUAUGAAUUAAAAAUCAAAUUGAAAUUUGAAUGAAAAAA
This is a messenger RNA of Mercenaria mercenaria, 4499 nucleotides long. Its product is annotated as 28S ribosomal protein S22, mitochondrial-like. Bases 45 to 1067 code for a protein of 340 amino acids. The transcript has 8 exons. The record is from RefSeq and is a predicted model, not a curated record. NCBI's taxonomy places the organism in Eukaryota, Metazoa, Mollusca, Bivalvia, Venerida, Veneridae. Gene Ontology annotation, molecular function: structural constituent of ribosome. Gene Ontology annotation, cellular component: mitochondrial small ribosomal subunit.